This is a messenger RNA of Mustela lutreola (European mink), 3087 nucleotides long. It is a transcript of the gene HTR3A, whose product is annotated as 5-hydroxytryptamine receptor 3A. Gene Ontology annotation, cellular component: neuron projection; synapse; postsynaptic membrane. The record is from RefSeq and is a predicted model, not a curated record. The transcript has 9 exons. Gene Ontology annotation, molecular function: transmembrane signaling receptor activity; neurotransmitter receptor activity; extracellular ligand-gated monoatomic ion channel activity. Gene Ontology annotation, biological process: signal transduction; chemical synaptic transmission; regulation of membrane potential. The coding region runs from base 177 to 1628 and encodes 483 amino acids. Lineage: Eukaryota; Metazoa; Chordata; Mammalia; Carnivora; Mustelidae.
GCCGCCCAACCCCAGUGGCGGGGCUCUGUGAGGCAGAAGCCUCAGAAGGUGUGGAAAGCGGCCCGGAGAGGCAGGCAGGCUGGGACACACGAGGCCGGGAGCGCGCGGGCAGGCUGUGCCCUGGCACGACUCACCCCGGGCUCACGCCCAGCAUCCCACACCCGGGAGAGCUCACCAUGCUGUUGUGGGUGCCACGGGCCCUGCUGGCCUUGCUUCUGCCCAUGCUCCUGGCACAAGGAGAAGCCAAGCACUGGAGGCCCCUCCAGGCCCAGAACAGCUCCAGGCCAGCUCUGCUGAGGCUAUCGGAGCACCUUAUGGCCAACUACGAGAAGGGCGUGCGGCCCGUGCGGGACUGGAGGAAGCCUACCACCGUGGCCAUCGACGUCAUUAUCUAUGCCAUCCUCAGCGUGGAUGAGAAGAACCAGGUUCUGACCACCUACAUCUGGUACCGGCAGUACUGGACUGAUGAGUUUCUCCAGUGGAACCCUGAGGACUUUGACAACAUCACCAAGCUGUCCGUCCCCACCGACAACAUCUGGGUCCCAGACAUUCUCAUCAAUGAGUUUGUGGACGUGGGGAAGUCUCCAAGUAUCCCAUAUGUGUACGUUGGGCAUCAUGGCGAGGUCCAGAACUACAAGCCCCUUCAGGUGAUGACUGCCUGUAGCCUCGACAUCUACAACUUCCCCUUCGACGUGCAGAACUGCUCCCUGACCUUCACCAGCUGGCUGCACACCAUCCAGGACAUCAACAUCUCCCUGUGGCGCCUGCCGGAAAAGGUGAAGCUCGACAAGACCGUCUUCAUGAACCAGGGCGAGUGGGAGCUUCUGGGGGUGCUGACCCAGUUCCGGGAGUUCAGUUUGGAGGACAGCAGCCAUUACGCAGAAAUGAAGUUCUAUGUGGUCAUCCGCCGGCGGCCCCUGUUCUAUGCGGUCAGCCUGCUGCUACCCAGUAUCUUCCUCAUGCUCAUGGACAUAGUGGGCUUCUACCUGCCUCCAGACAGCGGCGAGAGGGUCUCCUUCAAGAUCACGCUCCUCCUGGGCUACUCCGUCUUCCUCAUCAUCGUGUCGGACACGCUGCCGGCCACAGCCAUUGGCACUCCCCUCAUUGGAGUCUACUUCGUCGUGUGCAUGGCACUGCUGGUGAUGAGCUUGGCUGAGACCAUCUUCAUCGUGCGGCUGGUGCACAAGCAGGACUUGCAGCAGCCCGUGCCCGCCUGGCUACAGCACCUGGUUCUGGAGCGGGUGGCACCUCUCCUUUGCCUCGGGGAGCAACCGGCUUCUCGAAGGCCCCUUGUCAUCUCCCCAGCCACCAAGACUGACGACUGCACAGACGUGGGAAACCACUGCAGCCAUUUGGGAGACCCCUGGGACUUGGAGAAGACCCCCAGGGGCCGAGACAGCCCCCCGCCACCACCGCGGGAGGCCUCGCUGGCAGUUCGAGGGCUGCUACAGGAGCUGGCCUCCAUCCGGCGCUUCCUGGAGAAGAGGGACGAGAGCCGAGAGGUGGCCCGGGAGUGGCUGCGCGUGGGCUCCGUGCUGGACAGGCUGCUGUUCCGUGUCUACCUGGUGGCGGUGCUGGCCUACAGCGUCACCCUCAUCGCUCUGUGGUCCAUCUGGCAGUAUUCUUGAGUGGGCAUGGCCCGGCAGGGGUGCGGGGGCGGCAGGCGCUGUGAGCACAGGGAUGGGGCGCAGGGCCCAGAGGGAGCCACAGACGUCUUCGAGACCCUGUCUAAAGCCAGUGCGUCUCAGCAACUCUGAACCAGGGCUGAGGCUUCCCCAGAACGCUUGGCGUUCAAGACCCUUCCACCCCCGCUUCCCACCCCCAACUUACCAUGGCUUUAAAACAUGCUGCUGUAGAUCAGGACCAACCCAGGCGUCCCCUGCCUUCAUUCCAUUCAUCUAUGCCUCAAGCCUCGGUUUCCCCUUGUCCCCUCCCUGCAUACGGCACUCUGGACUUCGGCCCAUCUCCUUCAACCUUGGUUUUAGAUUUGAGGCAAACCAGCUCUCUACCACACAGGGCUGACUGCACCUCCUGAGGCUGACCCGACCUUAAUGGCUCCUGCCUCGCCUCACCUGUGGCCGCUUCCCAGAGCGCUCCUGUUAUGUCAGAGGACCCGGGGGGAGGGGGAAAGGGCAGAGGGGGCAACAGAAUACAGUGAAGGCCUAGACUCACUUUUUUUUUUUUAAAGAAUUUAUUUAUUUGACAGACAGAGAUCACAAGUAGACAGAGAGGCAGGCGGGGGAGGGGGGAGAAGCAGGCUCCCUGCAGAGCAGAGAGCCUGAUGCGGGGCUCCAUCCCAGAACCGUGAGAUCAUGACCCGAGUCAAAGGCAGAGGCUUAACCCACUGAGCGACCCCGGCGCCCCCCCUAGACUCACUUCUUUUUUUUUUUUUUUUUUUUAAAGAUUUUAUUUAUUUAUUUGACAGAGAGAAGAUCACAAGUAGGCAGAAAGGCAGGCAGAGAGAGAAGAGGAAGCAGGCUCCCUGCUGAGCAGAGAGCCCGAUGCGGGAUUCGAUCCCAGGACCCUGAGAUCAUGACCUGAGCCAAAGGCAGCGGCUUAACCCACUGAGCCACCCAGGCGCCCGCUAGACUCACUUCUUAACGCUUUGUCAGCAACUGGGUGGGGGGAAGAAGAAGUUUAAAGUUACUGAUGGAAAGGAGGUAGAGGCAUUAUCCGUGGUUUCAGUUGUUGGGUGCUUCCUGCCCCCCAGUGAAUCAGGAGUUGACCAAACAGGGGCUGUAAGAAGACACAGUAGGAGGUAGAAUCUAAGGUGGGCGGAUAAGGACCACCACCACUUAGCAAUGGAAAGGUGAGGAGCCGGAAGGUCAGUUCUGUUAACCCCUAGGAAGAUGCUGGAAGUGUUCUUAGGGUCCUGUUACCAUUCCUGGCUCCUGGACUCUGGGAGAAGCUGGGAGAAAACUCUCUCCCUGCUAGCGGAUCCCGUGGUGGAGGCAGGGACAUCAGCACCACGGCCAGCACUCGCUGGUCUUAGUCUUUGGAAGAUGGAGGAAAGCCAGGACUUGACUUUAACUAUCUCCUUUGGGAACUCUCCACAGCCAGCUUUGGGCACAUUCACCCAAAAGCAGG